AAGUAGAUAAACUAACAUAAACGAGUUUUGAACAGUGUUUAAUUUAAUUUUGAGAAAAAGAUCUUGUGUAAUAAGAAAUGUUAUGUUGUCAACAGUGUUAUUUGCAAUCAUUAUAAAAUAAUAUGUAAUUAAUAUCGUUGAUUUAUAAUUUCUUCGAUUUCUUUUGUAUUAUAAUUUCUCUUUUAUUACGAAACUUGCUAGGAAAGAAAUUUAGAUUAUAUUUAUGAAAAUCCAUUUAUUACUUCGUUUAAUUUUUUGUUAACGUUUAAUAUUUUCUACGGGAAUUAUAUAUUUUAUUUUUUUAUCUGACAAUAAACUAAAAUACAAAGUUUUAUUAAUCAUGAACACGGCUCCUGAUUCGAAAGAUGUGCAGGAAUUUCUGUUUAAACAAGCAAAUACAUCUCAAAUAUGUAAUAGUUUCGCAUCCAUUCCAAUAGCUUGCAAUCUUAUUACUGUAGACAGAAAAAGAGGAUUACUUUAUAUAGCAAAUAACGACAAAUUGAUUAUAUUAUCAUCAGGAAGCGAAAUUAAUGUAGAACGCAAAAUAGAAGUCAAUUUACCAUUCAUUAUAUCUAAGAUAACAUUUAAUUGUGAUUAUUCUUACCUUGCCAUUACACCAUUGGUACCUAAAGUAUUCAUCUAUGAUGCUCAUGCCUUCAUAAAACACGAUAUCGUUUUAUUACAUGAAAUUCAAUUAUCUUUAUCAAACGUAGAAACUUUUGUGUUAGAUUUACGAUGGAAUCCUAGUAUGCCAAGAAUGUUCUGUACUGUAACUACAGAUCAUAGUAUUGGUAAUUUUGAAAUAAAAGAUGGAAAGGAAAAAGCAGUUGGAUUAAAAGCUUUAGAGAAAUUAAAUGGAAUUGAUGCAUUAUGUUUGGCAUGGAGCCUUAAAGGAAAACAAAUUGUUGUAGGAUGUAAGAAUGGAAAUAUAGUGCAACUUAAGCCAGAUUUAAAAAUAGCUAGAAUAAUUACAGGACCUAAUCCUUACAUUGGUAAAGUUAUAUCGAUUUUAUGGAUUAGUAAUUAUCAAUUUUGUGCAGCUUAUUUAAAUGAAGAACACCAUAUCAAUGUACUUAUUAUUGAUGCUCCUAAAGGAGAAACAAAUGCAAUUUUUACAUGUUACGAAGAUAUUACAUAUGGAGUCUUUGAGACAGAAGGAAAUAAAGAUACUCCACGUUAUUAUUUUGAUUAUGUGCAAGAGUGGGGUCUCAUUAUUGCAGCAAGUAGUUGGAGUAGUGAAGUAGCUGUUUUAGGAUCAACAGACAAUGGUAGUAGCUGGAAUCAAUGGAUAUUGAUCGAUAGUGGUAGAGCACAGUUACCACUUAUCAAAACGACAGAAAGUUAUCCAGUUGGUUUGGUCAUAGAUAAAACACCAGUACAAAAAUUACCAUGGGGAACUGAUACAACUCUUCCACAUCCUGUUCCCAUGCUUCAUAUUUUAGGAACUUCUGGUCAAUUGUGUAGUUUUCACAUGGUUAAUUUAACUCCCAAUUGUCCUGGCAUUACAUCGCCACCUACUGAGAUUGUGAACUUAUUACCAUCUUCUCCGAACAUGUUACCUUCUAAUGUAUCAUUAAGUUCAGCAAUAACUAGUACUCCGUGCCCAAAAGAAAAUCGAAAUAUAACACCUGAACGUCCUAAAACAGCAAUAGCAAAUAUCUUUGGUGAUUCAUUAAAAGCUGCUGGAUUUUUUCAACAGCCUCCACCAACUAUGGUAAAUACUGCGGAGGAAAAAGUAUCAAUUCCUGUUAAAAUUGAUGUCAAAUCAGAUAUUCCUAAAAAGUCACUUUCUCAAGAAGUUGAAAAAGUGGAUCCCAAGUCUACUGUGACAAAAGAAGUACAUACAAGUGAACCUGUUGUUGAACAAAAAGUACAGAUCGAUGAUAGUAUUUAUGUACGUGCUUUUACAGAAUUACUUACUCUUUUUGAGAAAGAAUUACAAAACAGAUUAGAACCACAAAUAUGGGAGUGUGGAUCAGAAGAAGAAAGAAAACAAUUAGGAGGAAGAUCAGCUAUUAUAGAUCAAUUUCUUACUGAAUUACGAGAAACUACAAAUAGUCUAUCCACCGAUAUUGCUUAUUUAAAGGCUUUACUUUUGCAAUCCUUUGCUUGGGUUGAAGAAGCUAAAUCGAAAAACGCAGUAAAUUCUGAAGGUACUACUAGAAAUUGUGAAAAUAGUAAAAUAGCAGAUACUCAGAGACUUUUUUAUUAUACUCAAUCACAACUUUCACAAGCCAACAAAGUUCUUGAUUUUGAAUGGUCAGAGCAUAUAUAUCAGAAAAAAUCUAAAAUGAAAAUUCCUAGUUUGGAAUUUCUUUAUCAAAAUCUUGUAUUGCAUAAUAAGAUUAUUAUAAAGGAAAAAAGUAAAAUAGAACAACUUAAUAAAAAGUUGAAGUCGUUAAAUCGUACAAAUAAAAUUUCUGGAUUGAAUCAUAUGAUGAAUAAUUUGAAAGUAUCAUCUAAAGGAACAUCAAGUCUCCAUGGAAAUACAGAUGUUAUUGAUGCACGGUGUAAAACUAUUGCUUCUAAAACGCUUAGUUUUACAUAUGAAAAACAAUUAAAAUUGAAAAAUUUACUUCUAGAAUCAUCGCCAAAAUUGAUAAAGCCUGCAAGCCCAUCUCCUAUUCAAGAUCGUUUAAAGGCUACUUUAUCCUCUUUAGCAUCUCUGAGUCCUGUAAAUACAGAUUCUAAAAACAGGAUAGAACAGCCUGUAACCAAAUAUGAUACAGUAGAGAAACAAGCUGUAGAAGGAAUUAAACCGCAAUGUCCUUUGGCCUUAUUGAACAAUGUUGUUGCCAAAAUUGGAUCACCCGAUGCAAAUUCAAUUUCGAUUCAAAACAAAACACAAGGCAAACAGUCAUCCAAUAUCAUUACUUUUCCUCCUCCAUCUGUGAACAAAUUUUCACAAAUUGAUAAAAAAUCCAGUAUUCAGACUGCAUAUCCAGAAAGUUUUGAAUCAUUAUCUAUUGGGAAAAAUAAUGCUACUGCGGAUUUAACAGCACAAAAAACUUACAGUAAUAUAUAUGCUAAACCGUUAUCUAAAGAUACAGAAAUCAAAAAUGAUAAUCAAACAUUGACAAAAAAUGCUUUCCUUAAUUCUGAAUCAAUGUCAUUUUCAAAUAACACAUUGACUAAUGCAUUACCAUUAGAACUUUCAUUGGCCAAAAGUCAAUCCAUGCCACGAAAUAUUUCCUCUUCAGUGACAAUAACACCAGUUGCAACAUCAACAAUUGCUAAAACUGAAUCUAUUAAUACAUUUAGUUUUGCUAAUUCAAAUAUGUUGCCUCCAAUUGGAAAAAAUUCGUCAUCAAACCCUCCUACGUCUGCUUCAAAACUAUUUUCUUUUGUUUCGGAAACUAUAAGUUCCAUUUCAUUUUCAGUAACAAAUUCGCCAAAAGAAUUGUUGGAUUUGACGGGAUUAUUUUCAGAUAUCGAGAAAAAUGAUCAGGGUGAAAUUACAUCUUUUAUAAAUAACGAAAAUAUUCCAGUAAAUAAUACGGUGAAAUUAUUCUCUUCAAACGAUACUAAUCCUGCAGCUUUUACCACACAGGCUACAACUAAUAAUAAUACAUAUGGAAAUUUAACAUCAAAACCCAAUGUAGAAAAAACUUCUGAAGCUUCAGUUAUACCUACUUCUGGAACAGUUAGUACAAGUGAUAAAACAACAUCUAUAUUUGAACCAAACAAUACUCCAAUACAAUCAUUGAAUACAUCAACAUUAAAUACACCAACAUUAUUUAGUGGACAACCAACAACUUCCAAUGCAUCUAUUUUUGGAGGAAGUUCAUCUACUAUUUCAGCUGAAUCUACUUUUGCAAUAACUAAAACCACAUCUUCUGCAUCACCAAUUUUUGGAUCACAAACAACUACUUCAUCUUCUCCAAUUACAUUUAGUGGAUUUUCUUUUACUCCUUCAAUAAUACCUGACUUUAGUACAACUACUACAAAUCAAAGCACUACUUCGCAAUUUUAUAGCUCUUUAUCUAAACCUAUAUUUGGUCAAUCUAAUAUAACCUUACCAACAACAAAUGCAACUGUGGUAACUACUUCAUCUACCACAUUACCUUUUGGUAGCACUACAACAGUGUCAUCAGUUACAUCAGAUUUUGGAGAAGCUGCACAAACAACAGUUACAAGUUCUCAAUUCCCUACAACAACGUCCGUUACUUCAGUUACAAAUAUCUUCGAAAAAGCAACUAUAACAUCUGCUUCUAUACCAUUUAACAAUUCUUCAACUACACCUCCAUUUGGUAGUAUAUCUACGCCUUCAUCAACUGCCUCUAUUUUUGGAUCAAAUGCUCCAUCAUCUACAAAUACAUCUAUAUUCGGUGGAAAUUCUUCUACCACAUUUGGUUCGACUUCAACAGGAUCGAUUUUUGAUAAUAACGCUACAAAUAGUUUAAUAUUUGGAGGUGGAGGAGCUACAUCAGGAUCUAAUUCUUUAUUCAGUGUUAAUCCAAACACUGCAUCUUCAACGGCAGUUGCUAGUUCUCCUUCUGGAUCGAUAUUUGGAAAUGCUGCACCAGCAAUAGGAAAUGCUACUUCAGAAUCUUCCUCUAUAUUUGGAGGUUCUACGAGUAAUAUUCCUACUACAGGGGCAACUUCUGUAUUUGGAACUCCAGUAAAUGGUACACCACCAAUGGUAGGUGGAGGUACAUCAUCUGUAUUAGGAUCACAAUCACCCUUUGGUCAAGCAUCUGCUUUUGGUGCUAAACCAGUAUUUGAAUCACCGCCUGGAAUAUUUGAAGCAUCUAAAUCAGUUUUUAGCUCAAUGGGAUUUGGAGGAACAGGAUUUGGUUCUACUUCACAAGGAGGAUUUGGAAGUCCACCUUCUAUAGGUGGAAGUCCUUCGCCACUUGGAGAUACUAUGUCAACUGUAUUUGGAAAUACAACAGGUAGUAAUACAUUUGAAUCCUUAGCUAGUCAAUCUGGUGGUCUCACUUUUGGUAGUUUAGCUCAAAAAACUUCAGAGCCUGAAAAGCCUGUAUUUUCAGGGGGAAGUUCAUUUUCUAAUUGGCGAUGAAAAUAGAGAAUAUAAUGUAAUAAUUGCAUAGAGGAAAAGAAAAAUGUAAAAAUUA
Molecule: messenger RNA, 5078 nt
Organism: Vespa crabro (European hornet)
Lineage: Eukaryota; Metazoa; Arthropoda; Insecta; Hymenoptera; Vespidae
Gene: Nup214
Product: nuclear pore complex protein Nup214
Exons: 5
Coding region: 341-5023 (1560 amino acids)
Biological process (GO): protein import into nucleus; RNA export from nucleus
Cellular component (GO): nuclear pore
Molecular function (GO): protein binding; structural constituent of nuclear pore
Source: RefSeq, a predicted model, not a curated record